AUGAACGAUUCGGACACAAGUGAAGAAGAAUCGGUAGCGGCUAGGGACCGUAAGAUUGCGGCUGCAGUUAUAUUUGCGGUAGCCUUUCCUGGAGCCAUAUGCAAUGCGUUGGUGGCGAUGUUUGCUCGUGCCAUACCAACACUAAACAAUCCAUUUGGACGACUGACAGCUAGUCAAGCUACGGGAGAAACUUUCCUAUGCGCUCUAUUCGCCUUCUAUUAUGUGCCCAUGGUGUUUUUGAAAAAAGAUUCAACGACCCAACCGACUUGCGCCCGCAUUGCCGGAUAG
Molecule: messenger RNA, 288 nt
Organism: Haemonchus placei
Lineage: Eukaryota; Metazoa; Nematoda; Chromadorea; Rhabditida; Trichostrongylidae
Source: the annotation of a GenBank genome assembly